This is a messenger RNA of Diaporthe batatas, 1545 nucleotides long. RefSeq lists its product as uncharacterized. The transcript has a single exon. Gene Ontology annotation, cellular component: cytoplasm. Gene Ontology annotation, molecular function: endopolyphosphatase activity; phosphatase activity. Bases 1 to 1545 code for a protein of 514 amino acids. The record is from RefSeq and is a predicted model, not a curated record. Gene Ontology annotation, biological process: polyphosphate catabolic process. NCBI's taxonomy places the organism in Eukaryota, Fungi, Ascomycota, Sordariomycetes, Diaporthales, Diaporthaceae.
AUGUCUAUAUUCUCCGGGCACCACUCCUCCUCGCGACUUCCCCGAAUCCUGAUUGCAGUCCUCGCCAUCCUGACCUUCACACUCCUCCUCAGCUACAGCAGGGUAUCAUCCACUACAUACUCGCUCUUCUGGCCCGAGCCCGAACCAUUGGCUAUCGAGCCCGACGACGACCUGUCGUCUGUGUUCGCCGGUAUAUCAGCCAUGAGCUAUGGCAAUUCACACAGGCCGCCGAUAAAAGGGAUGCCGGAUAAGAUCGUGGCAGAGCUACCCAAGAAGUUCAUACCCAGUCGGGAUGGGCAGACGAGGCGUCUCGUGAUCGUAGGCGACGUCCACGGCCAGAAAUCGGCGCUGGACGACAUCCUGGCAAAGAUCCACUUCGACAAGGCCCAUGACCAUCUGAUCCUCACGGGUGACCUCAUCAACAAAGGCCCAGACUCGGCGGGCGUGGUGGAUUUGGCGAUCGAGCUGGGCGCCCACGCCGUAAGGGGCAACCACGAGGACCGCGUGCUGUCCGUGCUGGCGACCAUGAACGAGGACCCGAAGCCGCAGAAAUCAGCGAUCGAUGCCGUGGACCUCGAGACGAAAGUGUACGACAAGGACCAGGAGGAGAAGCAGGACGAGAACGACCAGGGCAAGGACCCCAAGGCCGCCAAGGAGGAGUACCUGGCCCACGAGGCCCUGCUUGACCGCGGCGACAAGCCCGAGUUCCAGACCGCGCGCUCGCUGUCCAAGCGCCAGAUCCAGUGGCUGUCGCAGCUCCCCGUGAUCCUCAAGGUCGGCCGUAUCCCCUCGGACAAGGGCCUGCCGCCCACUUUCGAGAACAUGGUCGUCGUCCACGGCGGGCUCGUGCCCAACGUGUCCCUGGCCGACCAGGACCCGCAGGCCGUCAUGUCGAUGCGCUCGCUCGUGUACCCCGUGGACGAGCUGAGGCGGAAGGCGGUGAGAAGAUUCCUUGAGGAUAAGGCCAAUAACCGGAAAGGCAGGGGUAGCAUCGCCGCCGCCCAGCAGAUCGACGAGGAAAUGAUCGACGAGUUCGUGCAGAAGAUCAUGGAGGCGGAAGGCAUGAGCUUCGAGCACGGCGGCGACGAUGUUGCGGUCCCCACUGAAGGCAGGGAGGGCAUCAUGUGGUGGAAGGAGUGGAACCGCUUCCAGCAGCGGCUGGCAAAGACCACGCUGGCUAUGGAGGAGGAAGCAGAGGAGGAGACCCCCCCUGCCGCCGCCGCCGCUCCAGACGCGACCAACGAUGGCCACGAUAGGCCUGCGCCACCAGAGAGCUCGCAGAAGAAGCACAAGAAGGGCAAGAAGGCGCGGGAGCAGACCGACGUCGAGAAGGAGCUGAGCGGACUGACAAUCGUGUACGGGCACGAUGCCAAGAGCGGGCUCAAGGUGCCCGAUACCUACGGCAACGGCAAGGGCCACACGUUCGGCCUAGACUCUGGAUGCGUGUACGGUCGGAAGCUGUCGGCGCUGGUGAUAGAGGCGCGCCCCGAGGGCAUUGUACACGGUAUCACGCAGGUCUCGUGCGCUAAGGGCACAAAGCCAUGA